AGCGACAACCCUGCAUCUCCGCACCGCCCGCCGCAUUGUAGAAAAGGCAAUUGGCUUGAUCUGCGCACGCGCACGUGGAGGAGGGGAACGAGACGCCCGGAAUGCGCUUGCGUAUGCAUCCGAGUACCCACGUCGUUGCUUGCGUUUGUCAAUUUGUGUAGAACCGUCACCUCCUCUGUGAAGGGCUUGGGGUGUCUGCCUCUCUCUGUGUCUAAAGGGGCGACCUGCCACCCUUGUUCAGCAAGAUCAAACGAGUAUUGGCUUCCGGACCCCAGGCACAAGGAAAGGGGUAGUUGUGGAGGACAUCUGAGGACGGGUCGAGACCAUCAGCUCCACCCCUAGAUCCCUCAUCCUUGUCGACAUUGUUAUUGCCUUCCUUGUUCAGCAGAAGGGGAAACUGAGCCUGGAGAGCUUGAGCCACUUCCCCUUGGUCUCUCAGACUCCGCCAGCACCAGGAGGGAAUGACCUCUGAACUCCCAGCAGCCCCCAGCUCUCUGGAAUCUGUGACAUUCCAAGAUGUAACUAUAGACUUUACCCAGCGGGAAUGGAGGCAACUGACCCAUGCCCAGAAGAGCCUGUACCGGGAGGUGAUGCUGGAGAACUAUGAGAACUUUGUCUCUGUGGCAGGGUUUCCAGGUUCCAAACCAGAGCUGAUCUCCCAGUUGGAAUGUGGGAAAGGCCCAUGGAUGCUGCUGGAGGAAGAAGUGAGAAGCCGCUGUCGAGAUUGGGAAUUUCAGUCAGAGACCAAGAAGACUUUCUCUAUUCAGUACAUUUCCUUGGAGGACACAUCACAGGAAAGGCUUACAAAGGGUGGUCCCUGGGACCAUGAAUUUGGAGAAGUUGACAAUUGUAAAAACAACUUUGAUGGGCAUAUAGCUAAUCAGGAGAGAGAUUUGAUUGAAGGAACUCGAGAUAAAAUUUUAAACAGGACCAAAGGCCGCAAAUCUAAUCAGUUUAUGAAAAGCUUUAAUCAAAAUCCAGUCCUUGAUACACCAAGGAAAGUUUCUUCAGAAAAGAAGCUUUAUAAGUAUGAUACAAAUAAAAAUAACAUAUUUUCUUCAGACCUGAGCGAUCGUAAUGAAAUCUCAGGAAAGAAAUCCCGUAAGAAAGCCUUCAAUGACCCCUCAGACCUAAGUGAAGAUCAAAGAAUAGCCACUAAAGAAAAACCCUACACAUUUACUGAAUUUGGCAAUGCCUUCCACCAGAAGCGACACCAUACUCAAUGUCACAGAAGUGGGAAACCAUACAUCUGCAGAGACUGUGGGAAAACCUUCAAUCAGAUCACAUACCUUAUUCAACAUCAGGGAAUUCAUGAUGGAGAGAGACCCUAUAAAUGUAGUGACUGUGGAAAAGCUUUCACCAAUAGUUCAUCCCUUAUUCUACAUCACAUCAUUCAUAGUGGAGAAAAACCCUAUGAAUGCCAUGAAUGUAGGAAGCUCUUCAGCAAUCGAACAGGACUGUUUGUACAUCUGAGAAUUCAUACUGGAGAGAAACCCUUUCAGUGUAAUAUAUGUAAAAAAGCCUUUAGCCAGAAAGGGGACCUUUCUCGACACCAGAAAGUUCAUACAGGAGAGAAACCCUAUAAGUGUAACAUAUGUGGAAAAGCUUUUAGCCAGCAAGGACAUCUUACUGCACACCAGAGAACUCAUAAUGGAGAAAAACCUUAUAAAUGUAAUGAAUGUGGAAAAGCAUUCAGCAAUAGCUCAUCCCUAAUUCUACAUCACAGAAUUCAUAGUGGAGAGAAACCCUAUGAAUGUCCCGAAUGUGGGAAGCCUUUCAGUAAUCACGCAGGCCUCAUUGUACAUCAGAGAAUUCAUACUGGUGAGAAACCCUAUAAAUGUGACAUAUGUGAAAAAGCCUUCAGUCAGAAAGGUCAUCUUUCUGAACAUCAGAGAAUCCAUACUAGAGAAAAACCAUAUAGUUGUAAUAUAUGCAAGAAGGCCUUUAGCCAGAGGGGAGACCUUUUUCGACAUCAAAAAAUUCAUAAUGGAGAGAAACCAUAUGAUUGCGGUGAAUGUGGAAAAGCUUUCAGCCAGAAAGGAGACCUUACUAAACACCUAAGAAUUCAUAGUGGUGAGAAACCUUAUAAAUGUAACAAAUGUGGUAAAGCCUUUAGCAUCAGCUCUCAACUCAACAUGCAUGAAAGAAUUCAUACUGGAGAGAAGCCCUAUAAAUGUAACUUAUGUGAGAGAGCCUUCAUCCAAAAAGGUCGUCUUACUGAACAUUACAGAAUUCAUAAUGGAGACAAACCUCACAAAUGUGCUGAAUGUGGAAAGGCCUUCACCCAAAUUACAUACCUUACCCGACAUGAAAGAAUCCAUACUGGGGAGAAACCGUAUAAAUGCAAUGAAUGUGAGAAAGCUUUCAGCAAUAGCUCAGCACUCAAUGUACAUCAGAAAAUUCAUAUUGGCGUGAAAUCUCAUGUAUGUCUUGAAUGUGGGAAGGCCUUCCUCCACAGUAUAGGCCUUAGUUUGCAUCAGAGAGUUCAUACUGGAGAAAAACCAUAUAAAUGUGACAUAUGUGAAAAAGCUUUCAGUCAGCGAGGAGACCUUUCUCGGCAUCAGAAAAUUCAUAAUGGAGAUAAACCCUAUAAAUGUAGUGACUGUGGAAAAGCUUUCACCCAGAGGGGACACCUUACUGAACAUCAAAGAGUCCACAGUGGGGAGAAACCAUAUAAAUGUAAAGACUGUGGUAAAGCCUUUAGCAACAGCUCACAAGUCACUCUCCAUUACAGAAUACAUACAGGAGAAAAGCCUUAUAAAUGUAAUGAAUGUGGACAAGCCUUUAGUCGUCCAGGGAGCCUUAGUGAACAUCAGAAAAUUCAUUCUGUAGAGAAACCUUAUAAAUGUAGUGAGUGCGGAAAAGUCUUUAGCCGUAAUCUAUACCUUAGCCGUCAUCAAACAGUUCAUACAGGGGAAAAGUGUUAUCCCUGUAAUGAAUGUAGUAAAGCCUUCCGAAACAGCCAUUGUCUUACUCUACAUCAAAGAAUUCAUAGUGGAGAAAAGCCCUAUCAGUGUAGUGAAUGUGGAAAAGCUUUUGGCAGGAAACUAUACCUAACUCAACAUCAGAGAAUUCAUAGUGGUGAGAAACCUUAUGAAUGUACUACGUGCGGUAAGGCCUUCACUCGAUGUACAACACUUAUUCAGCAUCAGAAAAUUCAUACUAGAAAUAAAUCCUAGAGAUUUAAGAUAGAAAGAUAGACUUGUAGCAGACAUCAAAGCAUAUUACACAUUUCUUUUUUUAAUCAAAAUAUUCUGGUACUGGCAGGGGUGGGGAGAGGCAAUAGAAUAGGGAUACUAUAUAUUCAACAUAGGGAUACCUUAUAUCCAACAAAAUAAGCAUUGGUCUUCUAUAAAAUUAUAGAAAAUAUAAGCUAGCAAAAGAGGUAUUUAAGAAAUUUACCUGGGAAAAUUGGUUAGCAAUAUGGCAGGAAAAGGACUUAAAACUAUAUAUCACUAUUCAUACUUUUGGGUUCUUCCUGGUUUGUAUCCUUGAAAUAUAUGAGUAAAAUCAACUACAAAAAAAAGAAAGAAAAUGGAAUUAUGUAUUUAUUUCAAAUGUAGAAUUAAGAAAAUGUUCUAUUAAAUAAUGAAAAGGAAUUGUAAAUAAAAAUCAAAUUAACAUGUAUUUAAUGAAGAAAAUAGAAAAGUAUCCCAAAAUCUCCCAAAUUUAAAAUAGUUGAUAUCAAAUAUGAGAGACAAAUAUGAAAAAAAAAGUACUAAAAAUUGACAAAGUUCAUAAUGGAGAAAUGGUUAAUAGAUAUUAAGAGAUUAUUUUCAAAUGAAACAAAUUGCUCAAUCAAAAUUAUAUAUAAAUUAGGUAUUGAAAUUUUAAUCAAAUCUGCCUCCCACUCCCAAUUAUUAGCAGUAAUGCUGGUAGAAGUAAAGAGAUAGUGGUAGAAAUUUAUAGAUUUUUUUAGAGUAAAAUGUCUUAGUACACAUGUCACUCAAAAAACUCAUAUUUUGAUCCAACCAUUCCAUUGAUAAUAAGCAUGUACUCUGAACCUUAUCAUUGAUUUUGAUAUUUCCCAUUUGUAAUGGAAAAAAAAUUAGAAGCUAAACAAGUUGCAAGACAUUCACAUUCAAAUAUUCCAUCAUGCAAUUAAAAAAGACAAUUUUGAGGAAUUUAAAGAAAUUCUGACAAGGGUCUUUGACAAAAGUACAAAGUGCUACAACAAAGAAGUCACAGUAGCUACUACCAUGUGCGAGUGAUUGGAAUGAAAGGACAAGAAUUUGAGGGAGACUUGCAGGGUAUCUAGGAGGUUAUUGGACUUAUAUGUAUUUAGAUCUUUCAAUGUAAGUGGCUAUGCAGUUUCACUUCUUAAAGAAAUGAUAAAUAUGCAUGGAAAAGCUUAAAAAAAGUGAUACAAAGUUAGACUAAUCAGAUUCAGGGGGGAAAAUCAUAAUAACCAUAAUGGAAAUAAGCUAUCAUUUUAUUGCAAUGAUAAAAAUUAAAUGCUGUGAAAUUAUAAUGACCAAACUUGGCCCUCAAGAAGAAGGAAAUCUACACUAACCUGAAACUGAAGCAAAAAAAUCCCAAGCACAAUUAUAUUAGCAAAGAUAACAAUUGCCAGUAAAUGAGGUCAGUGACUCCUUAGUAGCCAUUGACAAACUGGAGUUUUACAGAACUUAUUUUUAUAGUCAUAAAAGAGAGUUGGAAAAAUUACUGAUUAUUGACAAAUGUUUUGAUUGAAUGGGGCGUGACCACUUGCCUUGGGGUUAAGCUAGGUACAUCCUGGAACAUUCUGUGGCUAGCUAGGCAUUUUUGCCAGUGUUUAAGGUGUUGGUGUGUUGGGGAUAAUAAUCAUCAAUAUCUGGUUAGUUUUACAUCAAUCAAUCUUGAUAUGGAGUUAUUGUGCUAACUGGAAAGUUAUGUUACUUGUGAUAAGCAUGGUUAAGAUGUCUGACUUAGUCAACCAAAAAAGGAAACUUUGAAAAGGGGAAAUGGACAUGCAUGCCAGCUCAGUUCUGCCGGAACUCAGCUCUUCAAAAACAAAGAACUUAAUCCCUGACUGUCAUGAUUAUAUAUCUCUUAAUACAGCGAUUAUAUGCUUUAAUCUUUUAUUCUAAAAGCUAUCUGAACCUGUCAUAUAUUAAAAUAAAUCAAGAUAAUCAAUACUAACUUAACUAAGGUUUAUUUCUUUCAGUGCACACACACUACUUUGCACAAAAUUUUGCAGAGUACUAUGGGUGUGGAAUAGUAUAUAUAAAAUCAGACUGUUUUUGAUGUCAGUUUUACUGAACUGUUCUUUUUCUUUUUGUUAUAAGGAGUGGCUCUCUGAAAGUAGUUCAGGGGGGAAUAUAUUGGAAAAUAUAAAUUAUAUAAAUGUAAAAUAUCAAUAAAAUUACUUAAAAAUUAAAUGUAAA
Monodelphis domestica (gray short-tailed opossum) is the source of this 5366-nucleotide messenger RNA. NCBI's taxonomy places the organism in Eukaryota, Metazoa, Chordata, Mammalia, Didelphimorphia, Didelphidae. The record is from RefSeq and is a predicted model, not a curated record.